Gastrolobium bilobum is the source of this 501-nucleotide messenger RNA. RefSeq lists its product as uncharacterized. The record is from RefSeq and is a predicted model, not a curated record. Gene Ontology annotation, molecular function: protein binding. Bases 1 to 501 code for a protein of 166 amino acids. The transcript has a single exon. Lineage: Eukaryota; Viridiplantae; Streptophyta; Magnoliopsida; Fabales; Fabaceae.
AUGGCCAAUUCAUCUCCUCUCAAGCGCAUAAAGAUGGCCCCCAUCAAGGUUGAGACCUUUUCCUCUCUGCCAAGUGAUUUGUUGACGAGGAUAUUCGGAAAAGUUGCCUCUCACUCACUAGAGGACAUCGUUCACGUCAAACUCACUUGCAAGGACUUUUUGCAAAUUGCCAAAACAGAUUAUGUAUAUGAACAAGUUUCGCUGGACAAAUUUGCUCUUGGUCCAUUGGAAUGUGUUACUGAUGCAAAGCCUUUUCUUCACCGUGUAAGGGCUGUUCACUCUGACAGUGAAAACGUUGACGGGCCAGACGUAGAUUACUUAGACCCAGAGAGAAUGUAUAAGAUAAACCGUCAAGUUUAUUUCUUGCAGCGGUGUAGGGGUAGUGGGAAUCCUGAAGUGUUGUAUCGUGAAGGGGUGGUUAAUUACUUCCGUGAAUCAUCAGGUCCUACUAUGCAACAAAAGGCUCUUGAAAACUUGAAAAUCGCAGCAAUGAAAGGAUAG